ACUAUGGAACUUCGUCCAACCGGCGCUUACGACAGCCCCUCCCCACCAAGCCCGGAACAAACAUGACGUUUCCCUGCUGACAUUGCAAGACCGGGGGGAGGGGGUGCUCAAAGUGUGCCACGGUGUGUGAACUGCGAACGCGUUGAUACAUAAGCUUGCUUCCCCGCCCAAUAUCAUCAAUACCAACACCAUCGACAAGUUGCAUGGAGAGGUCAAUGCCAGACUCUCAUAUAAUGUCUUCCAGCUCAACCCUCCUCUGGCAGCUCGCCCGGGCUGUCGGCUUGCUUGCCACCCUGCCGUUCGGAGCGCUGGUGCUCUUCGCCGUGUACCUACUGACCCGCUGCCUCGCACGCUUCGCCGCGGUCAACCUUCUCUGCUUAGAGAGAUACAAAGACAUUCCCGCCCCGCGCCACGAGAGCCGCUGGUACACGCUGCCCAUCUUUGGCGACCUCCACAAGAUCCGCGAUGCGCCGACCGGCGAGGCGCACCUCCAGUGGAUGCGCGAGACACGCUCAGACGUGCUCGUGUACCGCCACCUGUUCUACGCCCCGCGUUUGCUGCUUGUCGACCCCAAGGCGAUGAUGCACGUGCUCAGCGCGCAACACAGCUACAGCUUCCCCAAGCCGCAGCAGCUGCGCGACCUGCUCGCAAGCAUGCUGGGCAACGGCGUUCUCGUCGUCGAGGGUGACGUGCACAAGCGCCAGCGCAAGAUCCUCCAGCCGGCCUUUGGCGUAAGCGCGAUCCGCAACCUGACGCCGACUUUUUUCAAGCACUCGGAAAACCUCGUCUCGCGCCUCGGCCAAAUCAUCGACGAGACGACCGGGCCGGCCCCCAAGGCGUUCCUGCCCGGGCAGUCGGACGCCUCGGCGCAGGCCAGCGAGGCGCACAGGCCCGUUCUCAACGUGUCGCACUGGCUCUCGCGCGCGACGCUGGACAUCAUCGGCGAGGCCGGCUUCAACUGGUCGUUCAACAGUAUCAAACAGGACGGCGAGGAGCUCGACGAGGUCUCCGAGGCGUUCAAGGCGACGCUGCUCUUCGGCCCGCCGAGCCCGCUGUUCUUUCUCAAGAGCCUGCUACAGACCAAGCCGAGCCUUCAGUGGCUCAAGCACCUCGAACUUCCGCGCGAACGCAGCUUCCGAGAAGCGUACGCCGUCCUCGAGCGCACGAGUCAAGUGAUCAUCGCCCAAAAGCGCAGGCAGAUCCUGCAGGAGAUGCACGGCGUGCACGAAAAAGGCAGCAAACUCGAGAUAAACAAGGCCGAUUGGGAGGCGCAGGGUCACGACGCUGCUGGAGGCAAGGAUCUGCUCAUGCUCAUGAUGCGCAGCAACAUGUCCUCGGACAUUCGCGAGUCCGAGCGUCUCUCUGAUGCCGAGCUGCUUGGCCAGAUGACAACGUUGCUGCUCGCGGGACACGAGACGACUGCGACGCUGAUCUCGUGGGCGCUGCACGAGCUGUCCUUGCGGCCGGACGUGCAAGCGAAGCUGCGCGCCGAGGCGCGCGAAUACAUGGCCGGGCGCGAUGAGCUGUCAUUCGACGAGCUCAGCAGUCUGCCGUACCUGGACGCAGUAGUCAAGGAGACGCUGCGCUUCUCGUCCCCGAUCCCCAGCACGCGCAGAGUCUGCGAGAAGGACACGGUCCUGCCGCUGUCCAAGGCGUACCCACGCCGCGACGGCAAGGGCACGUUCGACUCCGUCGUCAUGAAGAAGGGGGAUGAGGUGCUCAUCCCGAUCUUUCUCAUCAACACCUCCGAGGCCAUCUGGGGCCCGGACGCGUUGACAUUCAAGCCGGAGCGCUGGACCGACGUGCCGCAGUCGGCUAAAGAAUCAGGCAUGCCGCUACAGAUGCUCUCUUUCCUCUCUGGUCCUCGCGGCUGUAUCGGCAACCGCUUCGCGCUCGCGGAAGGCAAGGCGCUGCUGCUGAGGCUAGUUCUCGCGUUCCAGUUCGAGCCCGUCGACGGGUGGGAGCUGGAGCGGACGCAGAGCGUCGUGAUGCGCGCGCGCGUCAAGGGCCAGGAGCACCUCGGAGCGCAGAUGCCGCUUCGGAUCUCGCGUGUUUGACAUUCUCCAAGUUUGGUUCUGCUUUUGUGCUUUGGGAGCUGCUCGCUGGGAGUUGCGCAUGUACACCUUGCUCGAAACGGGUGACGGAUAUGCUUCC
Molecule: messenger RNA, 2154 nt
Organism: Tilletiaria anomala UBC 951
Lineage: Eukaryota; Fungi; Basidiomycota; Exobasidiomycetes; Georgefischeriales; Tilletiariaceae
Product: cytochrome P450
Exons: 5
Coding region: 204-2057 (617 amino acids)
Molecular function (GO): heme binding; oxidoreductase activity, acting on paired donors, with incorporation or reduction of molecular oxygen; monooxygenase activity
Source: RefSeq, a predicted model, not a curated record